GCUUUCAUUCUGUUUAAAAAUAAUUGAUUUGUUUUGCAAAUUGUGGAAAAAUGUUUCGUAACCAAUAUGAUAGUGAUGUUACCAUAUGGAGCCCCCAGGGUCGUCUACAUCAAGUUGAAUACGCGAUGGAAGCUGUGAAACUUGGAACUGCCACCGUUGGGCUAAAGAGUGCGGAUUAUGCCGUUCUUGUUGCCCUUUGCAAGCCACCAUCCGAACUUUCUACUUCGCAAAGAAAGAUUUUCUCAAUAGACGACCAUCUGGGCAUAUCGAUAGCCGGCAUUACUGCGGACGCUCGGGUACUCAGCAGGUACCUGCGCUCGGAGUGCCUGAGUUAUAAGCACGCUUACGCAGCGUCGUAUCCUGUGUCCCGGUUGAUGACCAACCUGGGUAAUAAAAUGCAAGCAACUACCCAGAGAUAUGACAGACGUCCCUACGGGGUCGGUAUGCUGGUAGCUGGCUACGAUGAUAAGGGGCCGCAUAUCUACCAAGUAAUGCCCUCGGCUAACUCUUUUAGCUGCAAAGCAAUGUCGAUUGGAUCACGCUCGCAAAGCGCGCGUACAUAUCUAGAACGCCAUCUAGCAUCCUUUAAGCAAUGCAGCAAGGAUGAAAUUUUGUGUCACGGAAUUCAGGCAAUACGCGGCUCGUUGCCCAGCGAAGAAGCUGCCAAAAAAGAGGAGUCACUAGCUCAAUUGAAUAUUUGUGUGGCAAUUGUGGGCAAAAACCAGCCCUUCAAGAUUCUAACCGAAGAAGAAAACACCAAGUAUCUGAAUAUGGCUGACGAGCUAGCAGGUUCCGUGAUACAUUUGAAGUCUGAUGACGAUGAUGACCAACCUCCACAAGGAGGCGACGAACCAGCUGAGCCUGGUCCCAGUGAUCCACUCGUCGACGUUCCAAUGGAUCUUCCCUAACUUACACAAAAGCAAAUCAACAAAAUCACAAAUUUACGUCAGACUCGAAGGAAGUGUCUACAUAUCCCGUAUAUCCACACACACCCAAACCAAUAUCCAGCCACACAGACACACUCAAGUUUAAUAAAACAAAAUCCUGCGGCGAUAAUUUACAACACGAUUGUGCGCGGCAAAUUGCUUUGAUUUAAGCGUGCCAACGUGCCAGGACGAGUCGCUCACACACACAACCAUACUCAGGCAGCCACAUAUGAGGAAAAGCGUCGGAAAGGAAAUAAAAACAAGCAGUCAACAUGGUGUAAGGAAAAACCUGCCACAAGAUGCUGCACACAAACAUUGCCACACAUUUGCUACAUCUUUUCACACUUGACUGGCAAGCCAAGGCGAAGGCAAACCAAUUCAACAUCCGUUUGCCGCUAAUUCACACACACACCCCACGCUCACACACAAACACAAACACACACUAAAGCGCCGGCAGUACAGCCAGGCUGCAAGGAUAUAUGAAAUACGCGCAAAUGACGUGUUAGGAAAAUUGUGUGAAAAUUGUUAUAUAUAUUAUAUCCGUACGUACUUGUGUACGAGCGCUUGA
This is a messenger RNA of Scaptodrosophila lebanonensis, 1494 nucleotides long. RefSeq names its product proteasome subunit alpha type-1-like. The record is from RefSeq and is a predicted model, not a curated record. Bases 51 to 908 code for a protein of 285 amino acids. Gene Ontology annotation, biological process: ubiquitin-dependent protein catabolic process. Gene Ontology annotation, cellular component: nucleus; proteasome core complex; proteasome core complex, alpha-subunit complex. The transcript has 4 exons. NCBI's taxonomy places the organism in Eukaryota, Metazoa, Arthropoda, Insecta, Diptera, Drosophilidae.